CAAGAAUAAUUGUGGCGCGGGCCGGAGGCAGCGGCAGCGGAGAUGGUUGCUUGUGACAAACUAGCUAAAGCUAACUAGAGUUCGACUUACUUCCGUCGGCGUCGAUUCAGUUCAGUUAUUGUUCUAUCGUGUGCUGUGGUAACAAAAAAAUGUCGCUCCUUCAUUGUUUCUGUUUUUUGUUGUGAUUUAAAUUUUUUAAACUUAAAUAUAAAUAUAUUUAAUAUAUUUACAAAAAAAAAAAAUAAUGUUUAAAAAACGAAUAACAAGACCAUCAGUUGCGCGGCACAAUGACCAACUCCCGUUUCUUGCACAGAAGCGAUUUAGUGCAUUGCCCCGAUUUAGAGCCAUUUACAAAGAAGAAUCGGGUCUAAGUUUGUUUAUUGCUGUGUCAUAUGUCAUCGAUUUGUUUGGUGUAUUCCCUCUUGUGACAUUACCCGGUCUUCUCAUACCAUUGGGGCUUUUUGCCAUACCUUUGGUGCUUGUUAUUGUUGGAUUACAAAUCUAUACGUCGAAUUUGCUGGGCAAAUGUUGGAUUAUGGCUGAAAUGCUAGAUUCGACUAUAGCACAAAAGAGCCGAUACCCUUAUGCUGCAAUCAGUGAUUUGGCAUAUGGCAAGCAUGUCAGUUUAAUGGUGACAAUUUUGUUGGAUUUAAGUAUUUUUGCCACCGGAAUACCAAAUCUGGUAGUGGCUGCUCAAAAUCUUCAACUCAUUGGAGUUCGUAUUACUGAUGGACAUUUUAAUUUUUCAUUUUGUUUUUGGUUAAUCAUAUUGGGUGUAUUGGUUUGCCCACUUAUGUGGUUGGAAAGUCCUAAAAAUAUGAGAGGUUUAGUACUGUUCUCAGUUUGUGUGGUGGCAAGUGUUGUAGUACUUUUAUGGUACUGUCUUAUCAAAGCAGAAGGAGGAAGAAAACCAUUUCAAGGAAUGACAUUUGACGUUCCUAGCUUUGCAAUGUUAUUUAACGGAUUCAAUGUGCUAGCAUUUCAAUUUGAUAUACACUCAAUGAUCUUGACAAUACAAAUGGAUAUGAAGGACAAAACACAAAUUAAAUGGGCUUCAUUAAUAGGAAUUUUGUGUUCAUGUGGCUUAGGAGUCAUUGGAGCUGUAAUUGGUGCCUACAAAUUUGGUUCAAUGGUAUUACCAAAUAUUUUAGAAAUGAUUCCUCGAAGUGUUCCUCUCUAUAUUGCCAUUAUAUUAAUAUCACUGCAGUUGUGUUUGACAUGCGUUGUUGGAAGUUCAGCAUUAUUUCUGCAUGUUGAGAAUUUUUUUCGCGUUCCCGAAACUUUCUCAGCAAAACGAAUUUUAAUUCGAUCAACAUUGAUCGGACUAGAAGUACUUGUUGGCGAAUUCGUUCCAAAAUUUGAUGUAAUUGUUGGAAUUAUUGGAGGAACUAUUAUCGCUCCUCUAAUGUUCAUAAUGCCACCAUUACUUUAUAGGAAAAUUCAAGAAAUGGAAAAAACAAGACACCGAUUCAUAACUCAGGCAGCCUAUGGCAGUCUUCCACUUGACUUGAACUAUGAAUGCAUAGAUAUUAGAAGUUCCAAUGAAAGGAAUACCCUUUGGACCUCGAUCUGUAACGCUUACAGACAAAUUUGUAAAUAUUCUCCAUGUGAAAUGUCCUUUCCAUCAGCUGUUGUAGCUUUUGGAGUGCUGGCUUUUGGAUGUUCGACUUUCUUAAACUUUUUAAGAAUUUCAGAAUUAUUUCAAAACAAUUCGCCUUGCUUUGGUAACAUAACAAAAACGUUGUCAAAUCUUUAAUUUAUUAAAUUAAUUAUUAUUAUUAUUAUUUUUUCUUUUUGUUAAAACUAAAAAAAAUACUUGACAUCUAAUUAAGACUGACGUCCUUUUUUUAUCUAUUAAGCUAUAAUAAAUGACUUAAGAACCAGUCUUUUGAAUUCUUUUGCUAAAACGAG
This is a messenger RNA of Episyrphus balteatus (marmalade hoverfly), 1911 nucleotides long. It is a transcript of the gene mah, whose product is annotated as proton-coupled amino acid transporter 2. The record is from RefSeq and is a predicted model, not a curated record. NCBI's taxonomy places the organism in Eukaryota, Metazoa, Arthropoda, Insecta, Diptera, Syrphidae. The coding region runs from base 245 to 1756 and encodes 503 amino acids. The transcript has 6 exons.